This is a messenger RNA of Cladocopium goreaui, 1725 nucleotides long. NCBI's taxonomy places the organism in Eukaryota, Dinophyceae, Suessiales, Symbiodiniaceae. The record is from the annotation of a GenBank genome assembly.
CCAGUGCCCUUCCUGUGUGCCCUUCUUUCGCACUCUCCCCGUGAAGCUGAGACAUGACAACAGUGUCUUCACUUCCAUUCAUCAGGGGAGCAUCCUCGCCCUCACCAGCCUCACCAGCCAUGAGUGCUGAUCAUGAAGCUUCUUUGUUGAGACAAGUGGAACACUGGCAUCAGCUAUUCAUGGACACAGAGGCGUCCUUCGCUCAAGUGAGGGCUGAUGAGGCUCUGUUACGGAAGCAGCUGUCUGGUGCGUUAGAGCGAGAGCGGAUUUUGGCAGCCAAGAACCUGGAGCUUCGUUGCAAGGCCCAAGGUGAGGAGAAGGAGGCCAUGGCAGCCAUGAAAAAAGCCAAUGAAGCAAGUGAGGCCAGUGUCGCAGCUCUGUGUGAUCAACUUGGCAGCGCUCGACUCAUGUUACAGUGCAAAGAUGAUGAGCUCGAGAGGUUGAGAGGCGAGCUUCGCAGCAAACUCUUCACAGAGCCCAGAGCCAUGGAGUUGGAAUUGAGUGAUGUGCGAAAACGCCUAGAGGCUGUCACAAAGAAGUUGAGUGCCAAGGAACAUUUGUGCGAAGUUAUGGGUCAAGAGCUGCACUUGUUGCGAGGUCAGCUGCCAUUGAAGGACGCAGAGCUUGAAAAGAUGAGAAAGAAGGGCAACGAACUGGAACAACAAAAGAAAACCAUGCAGUGGGAGCUAUCCGACCUGCAGAUGAGAUUGGAUAGCUCCAUCAAGAAGGCUGUCGAGAAGGAGGAGGAAUUGCAGCAACUACAGGGACAGAUCAAGCAUAAGGACGAUGAACUUCAGAAGCUUCAAGCAUCCUUGCAGAGAAGCCCGAAGGUAGAAGCAAUGGAGAUGGAACUUGCCGAUUUGCGCUCCAAGUUGGAGCUUGCUUUGAAGAGGAUCGGGGCCAAGGACCAGUUGUUCGAGCUGAAAGAACAAGAAGUGGAAAAACUGAGGGCAGACUUCAAGAAGGAGCAUGAGCUGUGCCACGCAGCAGUCUCUGACAACUGCGAGCUGCGGCAAAUCUAUUGUGAAAAGUUGAACGCUCUUGGAGAGCAGGAGGCAAGGCACCAAAGGUCAGUGAAGUUGCUGGAAGCCGACAGGGAGAUGUGGCUGAGCAGAAGUGAUCAUUUGGAGAAGAUCAACACUCGUUUGAUGAUGGAUUUGAACACCCUGGAGGCUGAGAUGAGUCCAAAGACUGGGCUGACUUUGAUGCCCACACCCCCUCCACGGCCAUCUACAGCCAAAGGUUCUAGGGAGAAUGGACCAGCCUCAACGUCCCCAACACCUAGAGAACGUCGCUUGAACUACCCAAGAGCCGGCCGGACCCUCCUUCAACAUCGCUCUUGUGCAACAGAGCGCUAUGAUCAGAGCGGCAAGUUGAGGAGCUUUGACGCAGAGGGUAAUGGGAUUUGAAGAUUUUGAAGUGUCAGGUGUAAAGCAACGCUAAGUUGCCGAAACACGAAUGCUAACCGAGCUGCUAACCCUAAAGCCAUGCAGGACCUUCGUACAGCCUUCGGUUGGGGUGCAUGGUUUAGACAUGUGUGCCUUUGGCCCAUGUCAUUUUUUUGGCACAAGCCGAUAUCAAUUUUGCUUGACCGGAACCUGCAGCGACCGCGGCUGUGGGACGGUUACUUUGAGGCUGGGAGGUCGUGGAACUGACAAAGUCAGCACUUCGUUGGCCUUUCAGAACUCGAAGGCCUCUGAGAGCAAUGAUCGGUAUGGAUCAAUG